This is a messenger RNA of Anoplophora glabripennis (Asian longhorned beetle), 1170 nucleotides long. Its product is annotated as odorant receptor Or2-like. Gene Ontology annotation, biological process: sensory perception of smell; detection of chemical stimulus involved in sensory perception of smell. Gene Ontology annotation, molecular function: olfactory receptor activity; odorant binding. The record is from RefSeq and is a predicted model, not a curated record. Gene Ontology annotation, cellular component: plasma membrane. The transcript has 6 exons. NCBI's taxonomy places the organism in Eukaryota, Metazoa, Arthropoda, Insecta, Coleoptera, Cerambycidae. The coding region runs from base 1 to 1170 and encodes 389 amino acids.
AUGCAGAAAUUUGAUUUGCUAGCUUCCUUUGAUACUGAAAAGUACCAUUUAACCCUCGGUGGGUUCUACCCAAGUACCCACAUCAAAUAUAAAUACCUCUACGUCUUAAGCUGCAUUUUCAACUUGUUCAUAUCAUGGUCUCAGUUCCUCUCCAUGGCUACAUUUUCAUAUUUCAACUCCUCAAAUCUAGAGAAACUCUCAGAAAUUCUUUUAUUCUGCAUGACUCAGUUCGCUUUUCUGAACAAACUGACAAAUUUUGUUGCACAAAAAACCAGUUUGAUGAAAUUGGAGGUGAUGUUGCAGAGUUAUCUUCUGACAAACGUAACUCAGAAAGAGAUCGACGUUCUGGAAAACCACAUAAAGGAAGGAAGGCUUCUAGCUAAGGUCUACAGGGUGUUGUGCUUUCUGGUGGUUCUGUUCUAUGCUCUGUUUCCAUUUUUGGACGAUCGAUCUGGGGAAAGUCACAAAUUUCCUUUGCCUUGCUGGUUCCCCUUUGAUGAAAUUAAGUAUUACUACCAAGUAUUCUUCAUGGAGAUUCUAAGUAUAGCCGUUGGUGCAUGGAUCAAUUCAAACAUCGAUAUCUUGACUGUCAUGAUGUGUGUAUUAGCGACGGCUGAAUUUGAGGUUUUGAGGAAUAGAUUGGCUACUAUUUUACAACCCCUGUCUACAUCUGCAAGUAUCGCCGAGGGAGAUGCACUGGUAAAGACGAAGUUAAGGGAUUGUGUGAAUCAGUACGAUGAGUUACUUUGUUUGGUAAAUCAAAUAGAAAUUACGUUCUCAAAAGGGAUUUUCGUGCAGUUUUUCUGCAGUGUCAUAGUCAUUUGCCUAACAGGGUUUCAGAUGAUAGUGAUAUCCUUCAACAGCAUGCAGUUCUUUUUACUAAUCGUAUACUUCUCGUGCAUGAUGUGUCAGGUGGCCAUGUAUUGCUGGUACGGACAUACCGUCAUGGAGAGUAGUGACAAGAUUAGGGACGCUUGCUACUUAGCCGAUUGGAAUGAAUCCGAUUUGAUUGUUCAGAAAUCCCUGCUUAUGAUAAUGGAAAGGGCCAAGAGACCUGCGAUACUUAGGGCUGGGAAUUUCUUUGAAUUGAACAUACCAACGCUGAUGAAGAUUUUGAGAUCGUCUUAUUCGUACUUUGCGGUACUACAACGACUUUAUGGCAAAAAAUAA